This is a messenger RNA of Periophthalmus magnuspinnatus, 2289 nucleotides long. RefSeq lists its product as uncharacterized. The coding region runs from base 22 to 2121 and encodes 699 amino acids. The transcript has 7 exons. Gene Ontology annotation, molecular function: calcium ion binding; serine-type endopeptidase activity. NCBI's taxonomy places the organism in Eukaryota, Metazoa, Chordata, Actinopteri, Gobiiformes, Gobiidae. The record is from RefSeq and is a predicted model, not a curated record. Gene Ontology annotation, cellular component: extracellular region. Gene Ontology annotation, biological process: proteolysis.
GUGAUUGACAGCUGAGGCGUCAUGGCGCAGAGGAGCAGGUCCACUUGGGUCUCGCAGGUCCACUUGAGUCUUCUGAUCAUACUGAGUUUUCUUCAUGUUUUUGGACAGCACCAAGGUUCUGGCCCAUUCCUGAGGUCCAAAAGGGCCAACUCAUUCCUCCUGGAGGAGGUUCUACAGGGGAACCUGGAGAGGGAGUGUAUGGAGGAGAUGUGCAGCUACGAGGAAGCCAGGGAGGUGUUUGAGGACUACCAACAAACGGCAGUGUUCUGGGCCAAGUACUAUGACGGGGACCAGUGUGAGUCUGCUCCCUGUGCCAACGGAGGAAACUGCAGCGACCUGAUGGGUGGGUUCUACUGCACAUGCCCCACCCCCUUCUACGGAGAGACCUGUGAGCUGGGACCAGCAUCCAGACCUAAGACUGCACUGAUCCCAGAACUGAGCAAGGAUGCAGUACCACAGUUUAAAGACUUUGCAGAGUGUCCGACCCAUGGGCCGUCCUCGUGUGAGCAGCUGUGCACAGCCUCAGAGUUCAGAUUCACCUGCUCCUGUUUACCGGGAUUUAAACUACAGGCCGAUGGACGCACCUGCGAGCCAGAGGUGGAGUUCCCGUGUGGGCAGAUCCCCGACCAGCUUCAGUCCAACUCCUCAGACUCUCUCUGCACCAAUCAGCACUGUCCCUGGCAGGUGUCUGUGUUAAACUGGAGGGGGGUGGAGCUUUGUAAAGGUGCCCUGCUUGGACUCAUGUCCAUCCUGACCUCUGCUCACUGUCUGCAGUCUCACCUGGGACCAGACCUGGAUCCAACCCAGAUCUACAUCCGCUUCAGUGGGCAGCAGAGGGCAUUCCAGGUGCGUUCUGUGGAGGUGCACGAACGAUUCUCAUUGGCUCACGACUAUGACCUUGCCCUGCUGCAGAUGCCCCGCCCCCUUCACAUGAGCUCCACCCUCUUUCACCUUUGCAUCCCUGCCCACCGCGACCAUGCCGAGAAAGUCUUGAUGCAUGAUGGGAAGGCACUGCUUGUGGGUGGGUACGGAUCUGGUGCCAGACCUGUAUCACUGGAGGAGUGCAGAGACAAGAACCUCAGCCACGGCCUAACCAACAAGAUGUUCUGUCUGGAAACUAGGACUAACCCAGAGCUGGGACAGGACUGGACCAGGGACCAGACCAGGGACCAGACCAGGGACCAGACCAGGGACCAGACCAGGGACCAGACCAGGGACCAGACCAGAGACCAGACCAGGGACCAGACCAGGGAUCAGAACAGAGGCCGGACCAGGGACCAGAACAGAGACCAGACCAGAGACCAGAACAGAGACCGGGCUAUAGACCAAACCAGAGACCGGACCAGAGACCAGGAUCACGCCUCAGAUCAGGGCCAGAGAAGGCCUGAGCAUAGCAGAGGAGCUGAGAAGGAAAGGCCAAAAAGGGAAACUGAAGAGAGACAAAAUGGAAGAAGAUAUGAGGCACUAGAUGUCCGCCCGAGGAUCCUAAUUGAACAGCACCAAACUGAUCCAGACUUGGGCCAAACGAGGAUCAGAGCCAGGGAUCAGAAUCCAGACCCACAGAAAGAAAAAGGGCCAAAGAACAAGGAAACUGACGUCAGAGGAGAAACAGCAGACCAACAGGACCAAGCUGAUACAAAACUGAACAGGGAAAUGACAAACCAGACUGAAACCGGACAGGACCACGACAAACUGAAAGUCCAUCAACAUCCCCCAGGACUAAACCAAACCCCCCCCAGACUAAACCACGACCACCCCGGACUAAACCAGGACCCUCAUGACCAUCCAAAACCAACUCAAAUCAGACUAAACCAGGACAAACAGGAAAGCCAUCCCCAGCAGAACCUAAACGAACCAGACCAGAAUCAUCAGAACUCAGCAGGUCUGACCCGGGACCGGUCCAGGGUCCAGGGUUUGCUCCAGGGGAGCCCCGUGGUCAGUGUGGACCGGGGGACAGCGUAUCUGGUGGGGCUGCUGACCUCCACGGUGCCAAGGGGGUCCUCUCCUGAAGGGGGCAGCACUCACAUCCUGGUCCUCACCAAGCUGUCACGUCACAUGACCUGGCUCCAGCAGCGUCUGGGUCGCAUGACUCCGCAGGUUGCAGGGGUUCCUCAGCCCUGACUGGACGAUGACACGGUGUCCAGAGGCUCUGAUUGGACAAAAAUGUAUGUUAAUUAAAGCAUUUGUCUUUGUUAAACCGGGAAUGUCAAAAAUGGUUUGGCUUUAUUUGUGUCUGCUGUGAUGUUGUUCUUAUUAAUUAUAUUUCUAUUAAAAUGUAACGUAUUUUAA